Messenger RNA from Phalaenopsis equestris, 1397 nucleotides. Its product is annotated as UDP-glucuronic acid decarboxylase 6. The transcript has 14 exons. Gene Ontology annotation, biological process: D-xylose metabolic process. The record is from RefSeq and is a predicted model, not a curated record. Lineage: Eukaryota; Viridiplantae; Streptophyta; Magnoliopsida; Asparagales; Orchidaceae. Gene Ontology annotation, molecular function: UDP-glucuronate decarboxylase activity; NAD+ binding. Bases 276 to 1325 code for a protein of 349 amino acids. Gene Ontology annotation, cellular component: cytoplasm.
AGAGAGUUCCCAUUCUCAGUCAUUCAAGUGUGUUUUACUGAUUGUCGUUGUAAAACAUCUAGUAAACCCUAGCUGCGUGUUCGUCCACAGAGUCCUCGGUGUAUGCCUUUUUGGUAUGUUUGCGUUGGAUCUAAGGAUCCGAUUUCACCGGUUGGUCGAGUUUGGUGGUGGGGGUGUAUAUAGGCCUUCAUUGUGAUUGUUCGAUAUUCUGGGAACGGACUGGUAAGAGGGCUUAGUCGAGGUAGGUGCAAAGCUUGCUAUCUGAUUUCGGAUCAAUGGCGAAGGAGGCAUCCAACGGAGAGCAGUACACCGUGACCCGUCCCCCUCCAACUCCUUCUCCUCUUCGAUUUUCCAAAUUCUUUCAAGCCAAUCUGAGGAUCUUAGUUACGGGAGGAGCUGGAUUCAUUGGAUCUCAUUUGGUCGAUAAGCUGAUGGAAAAUGAAAAACACGAGGUUAUUGUUGUGGAUAACUUCUUUACCGGUUCAAAGGAUAACCUCAAGAAAUGGAUUGGACAUCCAAGAUUUGAGCUUAUCCGACACGAUGUUACUGAACCGUUACUUGUGGAGGUUGAUCAAAUAUAUCAUCUUGCUUGCCCAGCCUCUCCUAUUUUCUAUAAGUACAAUCCUGUGAAGACAAUAAAGACCAAUGUUAUUGGCACCUUAAACAUGUUGGGCCUUGCAAAGAGAGUCGGAGCAAGGAUUUUGCUGACAUCUACUUCUGAGGUUUAUGGUGAUCCUCUUCAGCACCCUCAAACAGAAGAAUAUUGGGGCAAUGUUAACCCCAUUGGUGUGAGGAGUUGUUAUGAUGAGGGUAAACGCGUGGCAGAGACUCUUAUGUUUGAUUAUCAUAGGCAACAUGGCUUAGAAAUUCGAAUUGCCAGAAUAUUCAACACAUAUGGACCUCGUAUGAAUAUUGAUGAUGGUCGUGUUGUUAGCAAUUUUAUAGCUCAAGCAAUCCGGGGAGAAUCUUUAACAGUUCAAGCUCCUGGGACUCAAACUCGGAGCUUCUGCUAUGUAUCUGAUAUGGUUGAUGGUCUCAUACGUUUGAUGGAAGGAGACAAUACUGGCCCCAUAAAUAUCGGAAACCCAGGUGAAUUCACGAUGAUGGAACUUGCUGAAACAGUCAAGGAGUUGAUAAACCCGGAUGUUUGUGUGAAAAUAGUGGAGAACACUCCUGAUGAUCCGCGCCAGAGGAAACCCGACAUCACCAAGGCCAAGAAUUUACUCGGCUGGGAGCCUAAGGUCGUUCUUAGAGAUGGUUUGCCCCUCAUGGAAGAAGACUUCAGGCAGAGGCUAGAUGUUCCCAACAAAAACAACUUCAAAUAGCUCUGAAUUUUAUUAUUAUUCCUUUUUUGUAUUAAAGAUUGAUUGCGAGCUGCCUAUAUAUUUUUAAUACCA